AUGUUUUCCACAAAGAAACAUCUUCUCCUUUCGGCUUUCCUUGCAUCUUGGACUGUGCAGGGACAUAUGAUAAUGACUUCUCCCCAGCCCUUCGGUCAAGACACCUUGAACAAUUCUCCCUUGGCUGGCGAUGGCUCUGACUUUCCAUGUAAACUUCGAAGCGACACCUAUUCCUACACCGCCGAUGUUCUCUCGGCCAACACGUACCAUGUCGGUGACUCGCCUCUAUUGAGCUUCAAGGGCGGUGCCACUCAUGGCGGUGGUUCUUGUCAAAUCAGCUUGACCACCGACCUCACGCCUACAAAAGACUCCACGUGGUUCGUCAUCCAUUCCAUUGAAGGCGGAUGUCCUACAAAUGCAGCUGGAAACAUCGGGGAUGAUGCCAACGCACCAGAUCCAACGACAUUCAACUUUACAGUUCCCGAUAUUGCCGCGGGUCGGUAUACCUUGGCUUGGACCUGGUUCAACCGAAUUGGUAACCGCGAAAUGUACAUGAACUGUGCUCCUGUUGAGAUUCUUUCGACGGCAGGUAGCGGGAAGCGAGAGGUAGAGACAUCGUUGUCCAAGCGCGCUGAUUUCCCCGAAAUGUUUGUCGCCAAUAUCAACGGAUGUACUACAAAGGAAGAUUUCGAUAUUCGUUUUCCAAAUCCAGGUGAUUCGGUGGUGUAUCUUGGCGAGGCUACGAAUCUUCUACCAUCGGGCCAGGCUGCCUGCACUGGAGGCGCGGGUAUUACUGCUACUGGUGUCAUUGCCGCUCCUACUCCUACUGGCACUGGCGCGGCUAGUGGUACUUCUGGAAGUGCUUCCGGAGGCUCUUCAGGAGCGUCCACUGGUAGCUCUACUACAGCUGCUGCUACCAUCCUCACCACCACGGCGGCAACCUCGACUGUUCCUGAAAAUACCGUGCAGCCAGUCCCUGCCCCAACAUCCACGGAACCAGCUACUUCUGUCGCAACGUCUACCCCAUCCACGGGCAGUAGUAGUGAUACUACAUCCAGUGCUCUCAGUGGUGCUUGUUCAACCGAAGGCAUAUGGAAUUGCAUUGACGGCACAUCCUUUCAACGUUGUGCUAGUGGUGCGUGGUCGGCUGCUCAACCUGUUGCUGCCGGAACCAAGUGCAAUGCUGGACAGUCAAGCGACUUGACUCUUGUUGCGGCCAAGCGAGCGUAUGCUGGCCACAUACAUGAUCGCCGUCGUUCGCUCGUCGACAAGGCUCAAUCCUGA
This is a messenger RNA of Talaromyces amestolkiae, 1224 nucleotides long. RefSeq lists its product as uncharacterized. The coding region runs from base 1 to 1224 and encodes 407 amino acids. Lineage: Eukaryota; Fungi; Ascomycota; Eurotiomycetes; Eurotiales; Trichocomaceae. The transcript has a single exon. The record is from RefSeq and is a predicted model, not a curated record.